CUGCGAGAGUUCCUAAGUUAUUUUUACUAACACACUGAGUCGUUAGUAAUCCUAGUCAGUCUCGUAUUGGUCGUCCGGCAGUUCAGCUGUUUUCAUCGCACCAUUAUCACAAAAGUUGAGUGUAACGUGGCCGUCUUGCAGUUCCUUAUAUAAGUGUUAGAUCCCUCCGCUGUAACUCAUUUUUUGUGCUCUAUCAGCUCCAGUGGAAAUCAUGACCCAGCAGGGACCAGCUUUCGAUUCCAACUGCAUGACGCUAACCCGCUUCGUGCUGCAGGAACAGAAAAAAUACAAGCAUGCCACCGGUGAUCUGUCGCAGCUCUUGAACUGCAUCCAGACGGCCAUUAAGGCUAUCAGUUCGGCUGUGCGUAAGGCAGGGAUCGCUAAAUUGCAAGGAAUCUCCGGAGAUACGAAUGUUCAGGGUGAACAAGUCAAGAAGCUGGACGUGCUGUCGAAUGAGAUUUUCAUCAAUAUGCUCAAGUCAUCGUACGCAACGUGUGUCCUAGUUUCGGAAGAGAAUGAUAACAUAAUCGAAAUUGAAACUGAUAAAAGAGGAAAAUAUGUAGUCUCGUUCGAUCCCCUGGAUGGAUCCAGUAACAUCGAUUGUCUCGUGUCGAUUGGGUCUAUUUUUGGAAUUACCAAACAAAUCAAUGAAGGCGAAGCCCCAACCAUCGCGGAUACUCUCCAGCCGGGUAAUAAGCUAGUAGCCGCAGGCUAUGCACUUUAUGGUUCAGCAACGAUGAUCGUGAUCAGUUUGGGUGUCGGUGUGCACGGGUUUAUGUACGAUCCCUCAAUCGGCGAGUUCGUUCUAACGGACUAUAAUAUGCGGAUUCCGGAGCGGGGCAAUAUAUACUCGAUUAAUGAAGGAUAUUCCUCCACCUGGGACCCGUCGGUGUACAACUACGUACAAGAUAAAAAAGAUCCGGCCAAAGGCAAACCGUACGGAGCUCGCUACGUCGGUAGCAUGGUAGCCGAUGUGCACCGAACUAUCAAGUACGGUGGAAUUUUCAUAUAUCCCGCAACGGCGGCUGCCAAGAACGGAAAACUCCGUCUGCUGUAUGAAUGCAACCCGAUGGCUUUCAUCGUAACCAAAGCUGGAGGCAAAGCCAGCGCCGGCAAGGACAAGGAAAUCUUGGACGUCGUGCCUACCUCAAUACAUCAGCGCUGCCCAAUAUACCUCGGCUCGAAACUUGACGUUGAGGAAGCUUUAAGUUAUGUGAAAUGAAAAUCUCUGCUCGUUACGCUGAAAUUGUAUGUCUCUUUGUAAGUUCGUUUUGUCGUAAAUAUAGCAAGUUAAGAUCAAAAAAUUAUGCUUUGCAUUCGUGGAAUGCUGCACGAUUAA
This is a messenger RNA of Wyeomyia smithii (pitcher-plant mosquito), 1339 nucleotides long. RefSeq names its product fructose-1,6-bisphosphatase 1 (gene fbp). The record is from RefSeq and is a predicted model, not a curated record. Gene Ontology annotation, molecular function: fructose 1,6-bisphosphate 1-phosphatase activity. Lineage: Eukaryota; Metazoa; Arthropoda; Insecta; Diptera; Culicidae. Gene Ontology annotation, biological process: fructose metabolic process; gluconeogenesis; fructose 1,6-bisphosphate metabolic process. The transcript is spliced from 4 exons. Gene Ontology annotation, cellular component: cytoplasm; cytosol. The coding region runs from base 212 to 1222 and encodes 336 amino acids.